AGGUGCAAAUGCCAAACCAGGGAAGGGUGAACGCCCAGAGGUCGUACCAGUGAAGAGUUCCGGUUCCUCCCACCAGGCACCCAACGCUGCGAAUCCGUGACACGAGGACCAACCUUUUUUCCUUCUUCCCCAUGGAUCCGGCCGAUUGAUCGCGAAGAAAUCGUCAGGCUUCGUGUUGCUUCGAUAGUAUUGUCGCCGUAAAGAUGGUGGAGAACUCGGAAUUGUUGGAGGGGAGCGUGAGGAAUAUACUGGAACAGGACCAGCUCAAGUGGGUUUUCGUUGGUGGCAAGGGCGGCGUCGGCAAGACCACCUGCAGCUCUAUCCUCUCGAUCCUCCUGUCGAGAGUGAGAUCGUCCGUUCUCAUUAUCUCCACGGAUCCUGCCCACAACCUUAGCGAUGCCUUCCAGCAGAAGUUCACCAAGACCCCUACUUUGGUCAAUGGCUUCUCGAAUCUAUUCGCCAUGGAAGUGGAUCCAAACGUGGAGAAGGAUGAGAUGCCCAAUGUGGAAGGGAUGGAUAGUUUUCUUUCCGAAUUAGCUAACGCAAUUCCAGGCAUUGAUGAGGCCAUGAGUUUUGCUGAGAUGCUCAAAUUAGUUCAAACAAUGGACUACUCAGUCAUAGUGUUCGAUACUGCCCCAACUGGUCAUACGUUGCGUCUCUUGCAAUUUCCUUCCAUAUUGGAAAAGGGUCUUGGGAAAAUGAUGGCAUUGAGAAAUAGAUUUGGUGGCCUCAUAAGCCAGGUAACGCGAAUGUUCGGUAUGGAGGAUGAAUUUGGGGAAGAUGCCCUUGUUGGUAAGCUAGAAGGCAUGAAAGAUGUGAUAGAACAAGUCAAUAGACAAUUCCGCGAUCCAGACUUGACAACUUUUGUCUGUGUCUGCAUCCCAGAGUUCCUAUCCCUCUAUGAAACAGAAAGGUUGGUUCAAGAACUGACCAAGUUUGAGAUUGAUACCCACAACAUCAUCAUUAAUCAAGUACUGUAUGAUGAGGAAGAUGUUGAAUCCAAGUUGUUGAAAGCAAGGAUGCGCAUGCAGCAGAAGUAUCUUGACCAGUUCUAUACAUUAUAUGAUGAUUUUCACAUCACUUUGCUGCCAUUGCUUCCAGAAGAGGUUUGCGGUGUGGAAGCACUAAAGGCGUUUUCUGCUCACUUCAUAAAACCACACAAACCCGCAACAACCAAAGGAACCGUCGAAGAGCUUGAGAGAAGGGUGUCCACCUUGAGGAUGCAGUUGAAGGAAGCCGAGAUGGAGUUGGACAGAUUGAGGAAAGGGAAGCGGGUGCUCUGAUCUUCCCGUUUACUCCUUUUAAUUUUGUUGCUGAAUGAAAUUAGACUUAAUUAAUUUGUUAUUAAUUGGAAGAAUUUUGCUUUGUUAA
Nymphaea colorata (pocket water lily) is the source of this 1371-nucleotide messenger RNA. Its product is annotated as ATPase GET3A. Bases 204 to 1283 code for a protein of 359 amino acids. The transcript has 7 exons. The record is from RefSeq and is a predicted model, not a curated record. Gene Ontology annotation, cellular component: GET complex. Lineage: Eukaryota; Viridiplantae; Streptophyta; Magnoliopsida; Nymphaeales; Nymphaeaceae. Gene Ontology annotation, biological process: post-translational protein targeting to endoplasmic reticulum membrane. Gene Ontology annotation, molecular function: ATP hydrolysis activity; ATP binding.